Balaenoptera musculus (blue whale) is the source of this 2824-nucleotide messenger RNA. It is a transcript of the gene GABPA, whose product is annotated as GA binding protein transcription factor subunit alpha. Gene Ontology annotation, cellular component: nucleus. The record is from RefSeq and is a predicted model, not a curated record. Lineage: Eukaryota; Metazoa; Chordata; Mammalia; Artiodactyla; Balaenopteridae. The transcript is spliced from 10 exons. Gene Ontology annotation, molecular function: DNA-binding transcription factor activity, RNA polymerase II-specific; sequence-specific DNA binding. Gene Ontology annotation, biological process: cell differentiation; regulation of transcription by RNA polymerase II. The coding region runs from base 620 to 1984 and encodes 454 amino acids.
GUCAAGGGGCACCUUUUCCUAGGGGGAAGGGCUCCAAGUAAUGCUCUCUUCUCCAUUUUCUUACGUAUUGAUAUAGAAUCCUGGGGAAUUGUUUCCAGAAAAAGAGCUAAGACCCACUCAAGCAGUGAUAUCAAAGAUUUGGACAGUUUCCCAAAUCUCUCCAUUGCUUCUUUAGCUUAACUUUAGAGAAUUGAGAAAGAGGAAGAUCAAUUCAGGGACUGUAAGUAACAUGAUUUUUUCCAAAAGUAUAUUGGAUUCAUUUUUUUUUCUUUAUUUGGCACCUUCUAGAGACUGAUCUAUGACUUUUUUGGAAGAUCACAGGGUAAAUUUCUUAGCAGUCCUCUGUCUUAGUGCUUAUACUAAGAGGUACCAAAGGUGCCCCUGCUGAUAAGCCCUCAGGGCCAUUUCUAAGCUUCUGGUUGUUACCAGAAAACUGGGUUCAUCUCUUGGUGGGUGGCAAGACAAAAGACACAACCAAGCCAAAGAUCAGAAGAAGAAAGGGUCUACUACUUGCAGCAAGGAGAAUACCAGGAUCUUCCCAAAGCGGUGUCCUGAACAGCAAAAUUGAAGCCCUUUUAAGCUAAGGUUUUGUAGGGUCAGCUUUUGAAAUACUUCAAUCAUGACGAAAAGAGAAGCAGAGGAGCUGAUAGAAAUUGAGAUUGAUGGAACAGAGAAACCAGAGUGCACAGAAGAAAGCAUUGUUGAACAAACCUACACUCCAGCUGAAUGUGUAAGCCAGGCCAUAGACAUCAAUGAACCAAUAGGCAAUUUAAAGAAACUACUAGAACCAAGACUGCAGUGUUCUUUGGAUGCUCAUGAAAUUUGCCUGCAAGAUAUCCAGCUGGAUCCAGAACGAAGUUUAUUUGACCAAGGAGUAAAGACAGACGGAACUGUACAGCUUAGUGUACAGGUAAUUUCUUACCAAGGAAUUGAACCAAAGCUAAACAUCCUGGAAAUUGUUAAACCUGCGGAAACAGUUGAAGUAGUUAUUGAUCCAGAUGCCCACCACGCGGAAGCGGAAGCACAUCUUGUCGAGGAAGCUCAAGUGAUAACGCUCGAUGGCACGAAACACAUUACAACCAUUUCAGAUGAAACCUCGGAACAAGUGACCAGAUGGGCUGCUGCUCUGGAAGGUUACAGGAAAGAGCAAGAACGUCUUGGGAUACCCUAUGAUCCCAUACAGUGGUCCACAGACCAAGUCCUGCAUUGGGUUGUUUGGGUAAUGAAGGAAUUCAGCAUGACCGAUAUAGACCUCACUACGCUGAAUAUUUCCGGAAGAGAACUCUGUAGUCUCAACCAAGAAGAUUUUUUUCAGCGGGUUCCUCGGGGAGAAAUUCUCUGGAGUCAUCUGGAACUUCUUCGAAAAUAUGUAUUGGCAAGCCAAGAACAACAGAUGAAUGAAAUAGUUACAAUUGAUCAACCUGUGCAAAUUAUUCCAGCAUCAGUGCAGUCUGCUACACCAACAGCCAUUAAAGCUAUAAAUAGUAGUGCAAAGGCAGCUAAAGUACAAAGAGCUCCAAGGAUUUCAGGAGAAGAUAGAAGUUCACCUGGGAACAGAACAGGAAACAACGGCCAAAUCCAACUGUGGCAGUUUUUGCUAGAACUACUUACUGACAAGGAUGCUCGAGACUGCAUUUCUUGGGUUGGUGAUGAAGGAGAAUUUAAGCUAAAUCAGCCCGAACUGGUUGCACAAAAAUGGGGACAACGUAAAAAUAAACCUACAAUGAACUAUGAGAAACUUAGUCGUGCAUUAAGGUAUUAUUAUGAUGGGGACAUGAUUUGUAAAGUUCAAGGCAAGAGAUUUGUAUACAAGUUUGUCUGUGACUUGAAGACUCUUAUUGGAUACAGUGCAGCAGAGUUGAACCGUUUGGUCACAGAAUGUGAACAGAAGAAACUUGCAAAGAUGCAACUCCAUGGAAUUGCCCAGCCAGUCACAGCAGUAGCCCUGGCUACUGCGUCUCUGCAAACAGAAAAGGAUAAUUGAGCCCAGGACCUUUUGGGAGUCCAAGGUCUUUCUUAAAUGUUAGAGCAAGUAUUGCUCUUACCUUUAUUACUGAAUUUGAAUCUUCUUUUAUUUCUAGACUGUACAAUCUGUUGCAUGAUUUUUUUAUAAAUAUUUCAUACUCUUGUGAAUUUGGAUCUUUUUACUUUGAGCAUAUAUUUUAGAAAAUAUGUAUGUUAAACGAUCACCACAAUGUCUUUAGGCAGGUUCAUUGUGGGAUAGUUUGUUAACAGUCAAGAAAGCUAAACUGGUCAGUAUUAAUGUCUAGCCCAUCCAAAAAUAGCCAGUAGCUAUUGAUGAAAAAUAAAUGAAAGUAUCUCCAGGAAACAGUCUGGCUUAACUAUUUUUGAAAAUAUAACUGUUUCCCCUCUCUGCUGCUUUAGAUGUUGCUUUACAUAGAACCAGAAAAUGGAAUUUUUCACAGCUGAAGCAUGUAUGCCUGUUUCAUCUAAUCAAGCAGAGCUAAAAUAGUCAUAUCAAAUAAAAUUAUAAUAUUGAUAAAUUACUGAACUAAGAACAUCACGUUAUUAAAGUAAUUUAUAUAUUUGCAAGCAAAGGACAGUAAAAAGACUGGCAGAGGAACAGUGCUGAAGAAAGAGAUCCAGGUUUAAAUCUGGCUUUACUCAAGCCAAUUUUAAGAAUUUACUGUAUAGCUAUUUCAUAAUGUCAGGCCAAGAGUUUUAAGUUAUUAUAAGAGAGGCAUUAAAUUCUAAUAAACCAACUAUUACAAAAAUUCUCAAAUGAUCUCUGCUUUCCCUAUCAGAGAUUUAAAAAACUGAAAAAGUAUACCUCAACCCGAAAAUAAAAGUUUGGUUUAGUUUG